Messenger RNA from Scylla paramamosain (green mud crab), 8278 nucleotides. Its product is annotated as zinc finger protein 704-like. The record is from RefSeq and is a predicted model, not a curated record. The coding region runs from base 147 to 1208 and encodes 353 amino acids. Lineage: Eukaryota; Metazoa; Arthropoda; Malacostraca; Decapoda; Portunidae. Gene Ontology annotation, biological process: regulation of transcription by RNA polymerase II. Gene Ontology annotation, molecular function: DNA-binding transcription factor activity; RNA polymerase II cis-regulatory region sequence-specific DNA binding. The transcript is spliced from 8 exons. Gene Ontology annotation, cellular component: nucleus.
CCCAGCACCCACCAGCGGCUUCCAAGGAUCCCGAAAGCGCCGCAGCUCCCGCACGGAGGAGGACCAGAUGGACGAGUGCGCGGCUGCCAUGGUGUUGAUGAAGCUAUCCUGCUCCCCCUCGCUCUCCCGUCCUGCCCGAUGGUGUGAUGGGCGACUCAAUGUCCCCGGGGUCUUCGGUGUCCUCUGGGGUAUGGACCUGGGCAGACGGCUCCUUCUCGUCCUCCUCGUCUUCAUCGUCCUCACGUUCCCCCGCCCACCGCUCCGCCACACCCUCGCCGCCACUCUCAGAAUCCAGCCCGGCCACCCUUGAUGACGGCCUGGAGCUGGAUGAGUCACUCUUCGACGACGCCGUCCCCAGGAAACGGCGGAAGCGAAUGACGUGCACCCGCGUAGCCGUAGCAGCAGUGGCUUCUGAACGGGUCUUCCCUCACGUGACAGGCCUAACACCUCCUCCUUCUCCCGUCGCCGCCUCCUACGCCCCAUCCCCGCCCACCACCCCAGACGAACACUGCCUGCACAGCUCCACCCGGACGAUGUUCAAGUGCACCUGGACGGGCUGCCACGAGAUGACGGCCGCCUGUGAUGCUAUCGAAAGGCAUAUUCGUUCCACACACCUCGGGCGCGAGGAAGUCACCAGCGACCACAGUGAUAGUGACAGCGAUGACGAAGACGAUCACGAGGAGGAGUUUUACUGGACAGAGGUUGAGGUCAACGUCACCACCUGGGUUGAUCCCUGUGAACCCUUGGUGACCCCGACAGCUCCGCCGGCCACGCCUCCCGCACACCCCGUCCUUGGCGCCCCACAGAAAGUGCUCACCAUCCCUCCCACCACUGUCAUCCCGCAGCCGCUGGGGACGACCUGCCCCUCAGUGCUCCCGCAACCUACAUCGCCCCAGUAUAUCCAUGUGUCAUCUCCCCCCACCUUGAGCCAUAUGGACAUGGCUCGCCCUCCACAUGAAGAUCCACGGUACAAACACACAGCAAGCAGCCCAGCUGCCAGCCUCUCCAGCUCAUGGCCCCGUACUUCUGCCUACCUGAGUUCAGGUCGGGCCAAGGUCAGAGUAAGCUCUUCCCCCAAAGCCUCACCUGGACGGGGAAAGCGAAAUGGAGAGAGUCGAAAGUGCCGCAAGGUGUAUGGCAUGGAGCAGCGGGAUCUGUGGUGCACACAGUGCAAGUGGAAAAAGGCUUGCAGUCGUUUUGGAGAGUAAGGUACCUGUGGCAGCCACUGACUCAGUGGUUCAUUCUUAAAGUAUCAUGUUAACAUUCUGGCACAUUCUGUCCUUUGCAUUAGUCUGUGAAGAACUCUGGUGCCGAAGCUUGAGGACAACGAUUGUCCACUAGAAGGAUCACUGUUCAGAUGCUGUUGUUACAUGAUGAAAAGAGUACAGUAGCCUUCCUUUGUAGAAAGGAAAGCUGAUGGACACUGAAAGGUAGGCUUCUUGAAAGUCUUUUAUCACUGCCACUUUGAGGUUUGGAUCACCAAAUGAUAAACAGAGAAUAUAUUUAUUUACAUUCAUAAUGUAUCUAGAUAUGAUAAGAUUAUGAUGAAUUGGUCAUCACAAUGUAAAUUAUUUACAAAAGACAAUGUAACAUUACAAAAAUCAUAGCAAUUGAGGGAAAUUUGGUUGUUGCAUGAUUAUCAUACUAAAGAGUAUUUGAUAACAGGCUAGAUAAAGGCUUCCACAUGUGCAUCACUAAUGUUAAGAGAUAGAUGUCCGUCAGUGAUGACCAUGAUGCAUGACAGUAAGACUUGAAUAGACUCUUACAUGUAAUUUGUGUACUGUUAAGGCAACAAAUCUUUAGAAUGUAUUGCAGAGUUUACUAAAUUUUUGGCGAGAGAAACUAAGACAUAAGGCAAAAAUUAAAAUUUCAUUAGGUUAAAAUAAGGUGGAGUAUAGUCUCUCACACUAUACAUUAAUUUAACAUUAGAGAAUAUCAUGAUGUAAAGUGUUUGAUGAGCAUAGAAUCUAAGCACUUGAAAUGUACAAAAAACUGUAAUACUAUUUUGAUGCCCAUUGUGGAAUUUGACUCACUGAGAGAAUAUAGGAGAGUUUUCUCUUAUUUUUAAUUUAACAAACCAGAUACAUUACAUAUUCUAUUGAAAUUUUGGUAGAUUUAGAAGUACUUAGCCAUGUUCACCAUAGUGCAAAUUGAUGUAUCAAGACCAGAGAUAUAUAUAUAUAUAUAUAUAUAUAUAUAUAUAUAUAUAUAUAUAUAUAUAUAUAUAUAUAUAUAUAUAUAUAUAUAUAUAUAUAUAUAUAUAUAUAUAUAUAUAUAUAUAUAUAUAUAUAUAUAUGCUGUGAACAUUGUGUGAUAAUAUUCACAUACUACAUUACAUUUCUCAAAGUUUUAUUACUUUGCAUUGCAUUUAAUUUUCUUAUGUACUUCCAAACUGGUGAUAAGGAAUAGCACCACUGUCAUAACCCCUUGAGUGUGUACUUACUCAGUGUCCCAUUUAAAAGUUUACUAGUAAAUGGGCAGUCAAGUCAUUAUGGUAGCACUCUUAUGAGUUUUGUUAAUGCACUCAAAUAUCCCAUGUCUUGUCAAAAAUUUACAUAUGUGUAAAUGGCAGCAAGGUGGAUAGACAUUUUGUUUUAACUUGUACCGUCACAUGUCAUUUUGUGAAUCUGCCUCCAUUGCAGGUCAGUUAGCCUCAUUUCUCCUUUUUCCUCCUUGCAAAAGUACUCUUCAUUAGUUGUUGGAAGAGGAAGCUGGCAAGCCACAGCCGCAUAGUGUAACCCUAUCAUAGACAUGCUACAGAAUGAGGCAGUGUAAUUUGUCCACAUCAGGCACCAUCAUGAUUGAGUUAUCACUAAGGAAGGGGCAUCUCCUGACCCAGUCACCUUGGAGUAGUCUCUCUCUCUCUCUCUCUCUCUCUCUCUCUCUCUCUCUCUCUCUCUCUCUCUCUCUCUCUCUCUCUCUCUCUCUCUCUCUCCUUCCCAUGAUCAAAAACUGCUCCCAACUUAGCAUCCUAUCAACUCUGUGUAUGUAUGUAUGUCUGGGGACAUUGUUGCUGGACACGGUCUUCUGACAGUUUUCCUCGCAUUUUGGCAGUGGAUGAGAAUGAGUGAUCAGUGAGGAACUGGGUGAGGCAUUUUUGUGAUGGAGGUAUGGACACAUAAUGUCACAAGUCUCACCCUGGAGAGGUCAGAAAUACUUCAAAUCAUGUCAUCAUUAAAAUCAAAUCCUUGUUUUGUCUGCAAAGCUGAAAUUACCAACAAUUUUUUGCAACAUUGACUGUGUCAUAUUCUGUCACCCUCCUAGGCUGCUUCACCUAUUUCUUCACUGAUCAUUAGCACCCAAUCCUUGAACAAUCACAUUUUAUAUGAACCAGUAACCUCUUUACAAUAAUCGGGAGAGAGAGAGAGAGAGAAAAAAAAAAGAGGCAAGUAGAUGGAACAUUGUAAGGAAGGUGUGGAGAGAGAGAGAGAGAGAGAGAGAGAGAGAGAGAGAGAGAGAGAGAGAGAGAGAGAGAGAGAGAGAGAGAGAGAGAGAGAGAGAGAGAGAGAGAGAGAGAGAGAGAGAGAGAGAGAGAGAGACUACAGUUCUCAAAAAGUGAAUGGGUCUGGAGGGAUCCCUCUCCCUUAAUGAUAACUCAUAACAGUCUGUACCAUAAGUAAAGGUACAAGAGGAGGAAGGUGGGUCUUAUAGACAAAGUCAUCCAAUGACAGCCCUCAUUAAAAUUUAGUGAGAUGUGUAACCUACUUUAGGAUGCAGGUGAAAAAUUUAUCAUAUAGGUGAUCAGCAAGUGAAAUAUUUCUCAUAGAAUUAAAUCAGCAAGGAUUUUUUUUUUUUUUUUUUUUUGCAAGACAUGGAUUACUAAUGGUUUGACAGUAACAUGUCCUGAAGAAAAUACAGUACACAACUGCUGUCUGGAUCUGCUUUCAUUAUAUCAGAGACAGGUUUGCAAGCAAAUGAACAUUUCAUAGUUCUCUGUAGCUAUCACAGUUGUGAAAAUAUGCUCUAAUUUGAAUUUAACUUUUUUUUCUUCAUCUUCAUUGGUCAGCAACCUUUACUUCCACCUCCUUUUGCUUAGUAAAGUUAUCAAAAUCCAGCAUAUGUGGUCAUCAAUUUCUCACUCAUGAUAAUGGUUGUGGUAUCCUCCUACUUGUCAGCAGGCUGAUGGCUCUGUUUUCAUCAUAGAGGUUGUAUUAUAUACUGUAAUCUUUCAGCAACUGAUCAGUGUGCCAAUAAUUUUAUGUAAUUUUGUUCUGCAUUCAAUAUAUAUUCCUGUUGAGUUCGAUAGGGAGUACCAGGAACGCAGGGGACAGAAGAUGAUUACUCUGAAAAUGGGAGCAGUAUGUUAGUGUGAUUCUGACUACAAACACUUGUGUUAAUGAUUAAGUAUCGGAAUCCUUGCAGUUCAGAAUAAUGACAUUUAAAAAAUUAAUCUUUUUGCCAAACACAUCAUACGUGAUUUUUAAUUGUAAAUUGUGCAACAUUAACCUUUAUUUUCCUUUAGUGCACACACACACACACACACACACACACACACACACACACACACACACACACACACACACACACACACACACACACAUUUCCCAAGUAACACAAUUUUCAGCUCAAAUUAGAUGGAAGAAAAUGCAUGUAAUUUUGUGCAAUUAUUUUUUGCUGUCAAACCCUAAUAAAUGAGAGUAUAAAAAUCAUCAACAAUAAAAUAGCAAUAGCAGUUUCUUUCAAACAAGAUGUGAACAUCAGCUGGUUGCCAUUUGUACAUUAGCAAAUAUAUAUGAUUGUAAGUGAUAAUAUGCUCAUUUAAAUAUUAUAUAAUUUCUAUAAAAUUAGGCUGGUGGCAGAGAUGACUAACUGCCAUCACUUUGGAACUGCAAGUCCUAAUACUGUCUGAAGGCUUGACAUGACUCCAAGGCAGGAAGUUUAGUCAGAGUUACCAGACUGGAUCUCACAAUGCUCAAGAUAAAUGUAGCAAGGUGUCCAUUACAAACUUACAAACACUACUAAUUAACUUUGUGGCAUAUACAACAAGUAUGUGACAUACACAUAUAAAACUUUUGAGUUAAUGAUAAUCUAGUGUUGUGAGGACUGCAUUGAUUCACAACUCCUAAGCAAUGGUAUCUGCAGGAAUCUUUGCUUGAAGCGUUACAGAUCUCACAGGUCCUAAUUAUUUCCAAUGUAAAAAUACAAUUAAAAACAUAAAAAAAAACACAAAUAGGCCACACGAGUGGUGCUAUCUUCAGCCAUGCUCUCUCUCUCUCUCUCUCUCUCUCUCUCUCUCUCUCUCUCUCUCUCUCUCUCUCUCUCUCUCUCUCUCUCCAGCUAGUGUGUACAAGGCACAAAGACAAACCUUGCUAAUUUAUUAACAAAACACCAAAUUACUUACUACUGUAAUGUUUUUAGAUAAUAUCACCCACUAGCAAAGACAAAGACAACCUUUAUUACUUAGUAUAUUCCACACACACACAUACACACACACAGACACACACACACUUAAACUAUGUUGACAGAUAGGUUGCCCAAGAGCAAAGACACAACUUGCAGUUCCACACACACUUAAACUAUGUUGACAGAUAGGUUGCCCAAGUGCAAUGACACAACUUGCAGUUCCUAUCAUCAUAUCUCUAGUAGACAUGGAGACAGACAAUACAAGUACAGCUGAUUUCCUUCAUGCCACAACUAGGAAAACACUACCUAGGUAAAUACAUUGUGAGCUGCAUGAAAUGUACUAGAUCACCUUUACUUUUUUUAAGUUUCAAAAUUCUCAAAAUAGUUUUGAAAAAAAAUAAAAAAAUAAUAAAAAAAUAAAUAAAAACAGCAAAAAUACAAGAUCACUGCCCUAAUCACUUCUUCCUGCAGAAGCCAUGCUUAUUUUAGCAAAUUCACUUAAUUUGAAUGAGAAAAUAUAUAAUCUGAAUAAAUUUAUUAGUGGCUAAAGUUGCCUCCUAAAAAAUUUCCCAUGAUGACAGCUGACAAUAGUCCUUUCUCGGCAUAGUAACUCAGAUCCCACUAGCAGACCCAGUCUCUACAGUUUCAUGAUAUUUAUUGUCAUAGUUAAAUAUCAUUGUCAUAGUUAAAACUUCCAUCAACUGCAUGCAUAUCUAGAUGGUUUUGAGGAGUAUGUCCAUUCAACUGUUUUAGUAUUCAAACACUGAAAGCUUCCUGGAAGGUUUCACUGGUGGUGACAACAGAAUCAUCUGUGCUGGGAAGUAAUAAAAUGCUAUCACAUAAUUGAAUUUGCUGUAUAUCAUUAAUGUUGUACAGGUAAUACUGUCUACUGAAAUCACAUUGCUCUUAUUGAUUUUCCACUGCAUAACAGUUUUACUUUAGUGGACUUGUGUGAUGGCUGCUUCAAAGGCAAGAGCUAUGCCUAAUGCUGUGGCAGCAGUGAUUCCUUGACAUGGCUGACUGUACUGUACCUCAUUUUACUUAAGUUGGAACAACACCACUGCCACCUUUUUUUAUCAUGGUACAUUCAUUCAGCUUUGUGUUGUGAUGUCAAGUUUUAUUUUUCAGUUGCAUAUCAUUAUAACUGAGAGUACACAAAUAGAUACCAAGAGGCUAUUAAAUGCUCAUUUUUUUUUUUCAGGUAGUUUGAUGAAACAGGUUCAUAAGAAUCCACAGUCUGAUGAGUCUUUCAGAACCAUGUUUUAUAUGCAUUAUAGUCUACUUUAGUUACUUGCUUUUUUCCAUGUAAACUUCUGUGAGUGGUAUACUGGUACUCAUUCCUUUAUUAGGAUGUGAAGUACAAGAUAGUAUAAAUAUUCACCACCUUCAGAUCAGUAACUUCCUACUGGCCAAUGUUAUCUUGGUCUCUGAAAAAAAAAGUGGUGUCAGUGGCUACCACUAAGAGUGCUUUAAAUAGAUUUUAUAACUUAAUGAUCUCUAAAUACUUAGAGUUAGAUUUACCUAUGGAGAAACCAUAGCAUUUUAAUAUAUACAUAUUAUGUAUAUCAUAAAACACAGAUGGCUCUCUUUACUUCUGGUGCUACAGUUGCCAUAUAUGUAGUCCAAAACAAUGAGGGGCUUAAAACAAAUUCAGAACUCCAUGAGACCAACUUAAGUGAUUAUGACAAAACACUCCCACAGAAUGACCAUCAAUAUCAAAACAUGAAACAACAUGGCCUUUGAGUGCGCAUUUGUCUCUGACCAAAAUCUUGCAUGUGAUAGAAUUAGUGGAUGUAGAAUUGCUUGAUGUUUAAUUAACUUAUUUUUUAUAUAAAGAAAAAUUGCAGAGAGAAGAAGAGUCUUCAGGAAAGUCAGUAAUGUCUGGCCAAGAGGUGGAGCAAUCAGUAUAAUAGUACAUUUUACCAGAACCAGGAAUAUUAACUCAAGAACUAAGUUGUAUUUAAGUAACACUGAGAAAUCUUUGUUAUAUAAUUUUUUAGGUAGUGGAAGGUCUACCUCACCUGUCAGGAGUCCAAGGGAGGAGUGGUGGCAUCAUGUACAUUUCAGUGACUACCUGUCUUUCAUUUGUAUUAAACAUUUGUUUUACCAUGCAUCACAUGAUUGCCUAUGCAAUAGAAAAUAACACUUUUGGGCAUCUAACUAUACAAAUAUUGAACAAUUUUUAUACCAUUGCCAAGAAGCAAACCAAGGACCUCAUAUUACUGAGAAGUGUAUCUUGAUAUUUUAUUCCAUAGUACAAAGUAUUUUAUGAUAUCUUAGGUUUUACAAAACUUUUGCUAAUUGCCACAUAAGAUGUGUGUUUAGGAAUGUAAGGAUUCAAGAGUUUUAUUGAUGUAUAAUCCAAUUUUCUCUAUGUAUUGUAUGUGAUGUAAAUAUCUGCUUAUUGGUGUUGGCUCCUAUGCUGCUGUAUAUAAAUGUGAAUUGAUACCCUAUGGAUUGAUAUAUAUGACAGAUUAUAUAUAUUUAAUUUUUAUGUUAUCUCAGAAUAUAUUGAUUUGUUUCUGAUAGCUUUUAUAUGUUAAAGAGUGUUUCAUAGUAUCAAAAUAAUAUAUAAAAGUAAAUCCAUAGGGUUGGUGUCCUGUUUACUUAGUGUUACUGGGAGGGCACCACCUGUCACUCCACAGCAAUAUGAAUGGACAUGGCAUCCACUUCCUCAUUUGGUUUACAAAACUUUCAACAUAUGCAAAUUUUAAGUAAUAAAGUAUGCUUUUAGGAUUAUACUAAAAACUAUAUGUAACUGGAUACUGCUUAUGCAAGAUCCAUAUCCAAGAUAGUUAUCUAAGAAUGUCUAGGGUCACUUUAAAACUUUUGUAUAAACUUGACUGACUUUUUUUAACAACAGUCCAGUCCUUAUUUUCUUGAAAACUUCAAUGUAUUUGUCUGUAGCUUUAUAAUAAUAAAAUCCUGUGCAUGA